AUGGCGGCUAGCAACAAGGACGCAGAGGGCCCCUGCAAUCUGGAUUAUAUUCGACAGUAUGUGACCCCCUUUAACUAUCCUUUGGAAAAGAUGAGCGAUAUGACGGAAGAAAUGCGUGCAGAAUGUAAAGAAAUUGUGGUGAACGCUAUUGAAAAGCAUGAGGGUAGCUACGAACUUGCGGCAAAGCACAUAAAGGAGCAGAUGGACAAAAAAUAUGGUGCUUCAUGGCAUUGUGUGAUAGGUGAAGGGUUUGGAUUUGAGAUCACAUACGAGAUGAAACACAUGAUGUACAUGUUUCACAAGGGCUAUGUAGCGAUCGUUGUUUUCAAGGGCCUCUAA
Trypanosoma theileri is the source of this 339-nucleotide messenger RNA. Its product is annotated as putative dynein light chain. Gene Ontology annotation, molecular function: dynein intermediate chain binding; dynein light intermediate chain binding. Gene Ontology annotation, biological process: microtubule-based process. NCBI's taxonomy places the organism in Eukaryota, Euglenozoa, Kinetoplastea, Trypanosomatida, Trypanosomatidae. The record is from RefSeq and is a predicted model, not a curated record. The coding region runs from base 1 to 339 and encodes 112 amino acids. The transcript has a single exon. Gene Ontology annotation, cellular component: dynein complex.